AGGGACGCUCAGAACGGACACGCCCACACGGCAAACCGGUUGCUUGGAAACGAGCGGAAACGCAUCGCGCGCUGAUUGGCUGGGCCUCGCGAUGGGAGCAGCAAUGUCGUGAGCGGCCGAGAGGCCACGGACAGGCUCUCGUUCGUGCGCUCACUGCGCACGGGGGGGAUGAGUCGCCGUCGAAUCGGGUUGCGCCCGGCCGUUGCACAAGCGAGCGAACGACAAAUCAGAAGACAGCAAGUCGCGGUUGCGGGCGGAGAUAUGUGAGUGCGGGGUCUCUUGGGAACUGGUUUCUGGCCGGAACACUCCAUUCGGGCCUGGUGCAAACGCCGAGCUGUACAUGUGGAUGGGAUUGAACGAGGCUUGCACAAAGCAAUGUUAAGGCCUGGCUGCGGGCUCGCUGGGAAGGGAGGGAGUGCGGUACGUGUUCAGGCAGGGCCAGGCUCCUGGAAGCGCGGCCGGCCGGGGCGGGGGUGCGCUCGACGACUUGGAACACUUGAGAGCUCGGUAUUUGUUAGUAAGCCAAAUAGUAAGUAGGUAUUCCCCUCUGCAAACAGUCGCAUCUUAUUUUGAAUACCCGAGUAACGCACACGGUACACAUCUCAUCUGCCCGAUACAAGAUACUAUUGAAAGUUGUGUGUUUUUUGGGCGAGAAAACGAACAAACGCUUGUUUUGUCGACUCUUGCACGUAGGAUUCAGCAACGCCGCUGCCGCCGCUGCACCAGACCCAGUGUUUGCCAGGAAAAUAUUAAAACUUCUUAUUAGUCCUGAAGUCGGUGCGAAUUUACAUUUGGAAUUUGCAAAUUUGUGCGGGCACUCGGUAAGUCGCGGAAGUCGAGAGCAAACAGAACUGCAUCUGCCGAAUCCGCUGGGCUUCCUUCGUCGCCUUUGUUUAGUGAUUGUAACGGUUGUGCCGAUCAUUGUGUGCUGAAACGAUCCGUCCGAGAAACGGGUCCAGUGUUCGCGUUCGAAUCCGCCUAGGGGACGACGAGUGUUCAGUGGCAGAAAGGCUUGGCGACGCGCGGUCCUUGAUCCUGUGCGGGUGAAGUAGGGAAAACUCACUUUUUGGCAUUCCGUCAAGAUGAACCUGUUGCCCGCAAAUCCGCAAACGUAGAGACACAGCCAGAACUGGGAAGCGGGAGAACGCGAGCGUGAACGUGCACUGUCUCCUGAUCGCCUGCGAGGCGUUCCUCAGCCCAGCCGCCCUGUUGACAUUCGGGGGUGGAUACGGCAAAUAUCCAUCCCUCUGCCGUUGUCGCUGCCACUGGCAUGUGUACUACUAUUUGUGUUUGAGCACUCAUUAUAAAACAAAUCCAGUGAAAACAAACUCAAAACUUGAGUAUUACAUCAAACAGAGAAAGACCGUGCACGUUGUUCUAUAUAUUUGGUAAAUAUCAAUUAAACGCGUAAUCUGUGAAUUGGAUCGAUUUAUUUGUGAAUAAUUGUGUCUAAUCUGGCGAUUACUGGGAGUUGAUUAGUGAUACGGGAGUGCGCCUAGACCCUUUCGUGCUCGGGCGACCCCUUCGCAAACUUAGCGUCAUGCAUUGUUCCUCGCGAAAACUCGAGAACAGCCUCUGGUCCCUCCACAUAUUCCACUUCUGCUUCUUGGUGGCAUAGAUAUUGACAGGAACACGAAAGCUAAGUAAAUACGUCCCGUGAAGAAUAGAAACAAGUUCCCGACCUAUAUUUACUGACGGGAAAGUGAGUGCGCCCUUGGAGUGUUUACCCGUACACGAGGAAAAACUUCACCUGCGAGCCAGCGAACUCAGGCACGGCCGCGCUACAUCCCAAAGAAUAAAUUUACUUUUCACUUCGAAUAAGUCCCGGCGAAAGUGUGAAAACGGGUUGGAACAUGCAAAAGUUAUACCCCGAAACGACGACGAGUGCUGGGGUAAGUAUGUCCGGCGGCAAUAUAAGCCCCAUGACGCCAACGUACAGUAUGAACUCCAUGGGAAUGGCCGUGGGCAGUAUGACAUCCGUUUCGCCUCAAAGUGCGAGCUUCGGGCCGGGCGUCCUGGGACCUGCAGCCGGAAUGACGAGUAUGGGUGCAGCUGCAGCCAUGAAUUCCAUGGGCGGAAAUUGCAUGACACCUAGCUCAAUGGGUUACGGAUCGAUGGGAUCGCCUCUGGGCAAUAUGGGCUCGUGCAUGGGGAGCGGAAUGAGUUCGAUGGCAGCCAUGGGAGGCUACUCGGCGGUCGGUGCGAUGACAUCGGGUCGCGACCUCGACACGGGAUCGCCAAACUCGAGCGUCCUGCAGAGAUCCCGGGUGGAGAAGCCAACAACCUACAGACGCAGCUACACUCACGCCAAGCCUCCAUACUCGUACAUUUCACUCAUCACAAUGGCAAUUCAGAAUAAUCCAUCCAGAAUGCUCACAUUAUCCGAAAUAUAUCAAUUCAUUAUGGACUUGUUCCCAUUCUACCGGCAGAACCAGCAACGGUGGCAGAAUUCAAUCCGACACUCACUAAGCUUCAAUGAUUGCUUCGUUAAGAUACCGCGGACGCCUGACAAGCCCGGCAAAGGUUCCUUUUGGACACUUCACCCUGAUUCCGGGAACAUGUUCGAGAACGGUUGCUACUUGAGGCGCCAGAAGCGAUUCAAAGACGAGAAAAAGGAAGCAAUACGACAAAUGCACAAGAGCCCCUCGAAUAGUAUUGAAGCAGUCAGUCCCGGCAAAAAGGAGAUCCACGACGACCAUCACCAUCAUAGGGACCACAAGCCAGGGUCUGAAAGUCAAGUUCCAACCAGCUUGCUAACUUCCACCCACAGCAAGGAAGCCGAGACAUUGGCCAUGCUUCACGCCGGAGCCGAAAUCUGCCUGGGACAGCAAGGACAACACAGUGCGGCGCACCACCAGCAGCUGCAGCACGAGGAGCUCUCGGCCAUGGUUAAUAGGUGCCACCCGUCACUAAUUAGUGAAUACCACUCCAUGAAUCACCUGAAACAGGAGCCAACGGGCGGUUACACGCCAUCCAGUCACCCCUUCUCAAUUAACAGGCUGCUACCAACCGAGUCCAAAGCCGACAUCAAGAUGUACGACAUGAGUCAGUACGCCGGCUACAAUGCGCUUAGUCCACUGUCGAAUUCACACGCUGCCUUAGGACAAGACUCCUACUACCAAAGCCUAGGUUAUCACGCGCCCGCCGGUACGACGAGCUUGUGACAUCAGUAUCCAUUAGCAUAAAGGCGCGAUUUGUUCCCAUCAUCGGCGAAUUCUUUCCAAUUGCAUCUGUAAGAUCACUCGUCCGAGAUCUCUGCCAAUCUCGUCCUUUAAAUAUGCUAAUGAACUGCGUAUGCAGCUUUGCCAGCACCGACACCAGCUCGUCGUAAAUUGCUUCUCAUCGAACCUUUGAUCCAUGCAAUAUCAUCAGUUUCACAACGCGAAGCUACACUCUGAAAUUGGACCGUAGUACCUACCUAAAUUUAAUAGAUAAAUCUCUAGAAAGCGCAAGGUUCUGUAAAUAUCUGUAAUUAUUAAUGAUUAUUAGAGUUAGGUCGAAUAGUGUAAAAAGUGUAUUAUCUACAAUUAGGAAGAACGGUGAUUCGAAAAAUCCCCCCAAAAGAUUAUUAAAUGUAGUUGUGUAAGCUUCAAUGAAAGUGAUUUAGGUUUAAGGGUCAUACAUGUGAAUUGAUUAAAUUUAGGAUAUUCUAUUUCAAUGGCAGCAAAGUGCGCAAUGUAUAAAGAUGUCUUUGUUCUUUUUUAUAAUUCAAUUUCAUCGUAACCGUAACGUAGCGAGAAAAUUCCGUUUGAAAAAGAACAUUAAGCUAGAUAUUCAUUAAUAAACUAACUGAAAAUAUUCAUCAAUUUAAUAUUGAAUUACAUAACGCAAUCUGCAGCAACUAGACGCAAUAGUCGUUCUGAACACGAAGGAUAAAAUACAAAAAAGGAGAAAAAAAUCAAUAUUUGAAUGAAAUGCUAUUAAUAUAAAGUUGAAUGUGACGGAGAACGUAAUAAAUCAUAGUAAUAAAUUUUAAUCUCAAACAAAAUUGGUCGUAUAAAACGAGAAAUACUCGAUUGAUUUCGUCUGUAAAAAUAUUAUAUAAAUUUGAAAUUACCGAAGUGAAAGAAAGUACACACGCAACAAAGCAAAGCAACCAAAAUAAAUCUCAUCUACAUGGACAAUUUAUAUUAUUAAAACAACAAACAAAACACGAAAAUGCAAUUUAAAUAAAUAUUACAAAUAAAGCUUAUUUUUAAUUUCGGAUUUGUUAAAUUUAACUUUAGUAAUUUAGUGGUAACCAAUAAUAUAUGAAUUAUUAGAUAUUUGUCAGAAUAAUAGAUUCUUUUGUUUUUUUGAUGUUUUUGAAAGAGACGUUCGGAUGAACAGGAAUAUUAUCGAUUAUUAUUAUUAUUUUCAUGUAUAGUGAAAUGAGAUCUAUUGGAAUCAAAUGAAAAAAUAAACACUGAAAAUAUGAUAAACAAUUUACGAAUAAAGUUUUUACUUUCCAUCUUUCAA
Messenger RNA from Hermetia illucens (black soldier fly), 4458 nucleotides. RefSeq names its product protein fork head (gene fkh). Gene Ontology annotation, biological process: anatomical structure morphogenesis; cell differentiation; regulation of transcription by RNA polymerase II. NCBI's taxonomy places the organism in Eukaryota, Metazoa, Arthropoda, Insecta, Diptera, Stratiomyidae. The transcript has 2 exons. Gene Ontology annotation, molecular function: RNA polymerase II cis-regulatory region sequence-specific DNA binding; transcription factor binding; DNA-binding transcription factor activity, RNA polymerase II-specific. The record is from RefSeq and is a predicted model, not a curated record. The coding region runs from base 1854 to 3164 and encodes 436 amino acids.